UGUUUGUGGGGCUCCAUGAGCUGUCAGACGAUUCGCGAAAUAGAAUCGAAAAAAAAAUUAAAUAAGUUUUCUUGAGCAAAAAUGGCCAAUAAAACCGAAAGUAGCCCUAGAGUCAGCACAGAAAAGGUACCCUUAGAGACUGAUGAAGGUAUAAUGGAGAGUGAAGAGCGGAAAUGGGGCAUACCUUUAAAAGACAUGUAUAAACAAGGGCUCGCCUUUUACAAAGAUAAGGAAGGAAAAGCUAUACACCUAAGCUAUGAAGACAGGUUAAAGCUUGUAGCGUACACCCAGCAAGCAGCACAUGGCACUUUGGACUUGAAUUCUGCUCCACCCUUAGGGGUUCUGGACGUGAUAGGACGGGACCGGAGGGCAGCGUGGCAUGCACUUGGCAACAUCUCUCAAGUACAAGCUAUGGCAGGCUUCUUACACACUCUAGAAAGAUUAUGCCCUUUAUUUAAACCAUACGUGGAAGCUAUACAAAAGGAUUUUGAGGCUAAGAAACAACAGGAGGAAAAGAAACAAAAAGAGGAAAAGGCAACCACAGAUCUCCAAAACAGAAUAAUAGAAGAGAAACAGAAGCAACAAAACACUAAAUUAACUGAAGAGCAGCAAGUUCAGAAAAUCAAAGAUGCUCUCAACGCCCAAACCUACGACCAGUUCUUACAAUACGCACAACAACAGUUCCCCGGUAACUUCGACCAGCAAGCCAUCCUCAUCAGGCAGCUGCAAGACCAGCACUACCAGCAGUACAUCCAGCAGCUGGCGGUGGACCAGAGGCUUGCCAACUCGAACAUAAAGACCUCGGACAGCUUGGACAAGGAUAAUGGGAAUGAUGAUAAGAAUGAGGAUAGCGGUGAUUGGGACACCUCAGAUUUGGAUAAUAAGAAUGCAUCUGUAGCAUCAGAAACCGAACCCUCUCAAAUUCGACUUGAGGACGAGGCAACAGAUCUUUUGGCGCACAAAGAAGAAACGAAAGCUGAUGAAGAAUCAGAUGAUGAUGACAUAUUCCCGCCCGUGGAAGAAGCGAACAUGUGGACGCGGGGCGAGAUAACCGUGUUCAAAGAGUCUGCCCGCUCGGGCGGCGGGCGGCUCACGGUCGGGCACGGCGAGACCGUGACCGUGCGCGUGCCCACGCACCAGCGCGCCAAGUGCCUGUGCUGGGAGUUCGCCACCGACAACUAUGACAUAGGUUUCGGUUUAUACUUCGAGUGGAGUAAAUCGCCGACAAGCGAAGUGACCGUCCACGUCUCGGAAAGCGACGACGAAGACGAUGCCGACGACGAUGGUUACGGCGAUGAAGAAUACACAGUGACGGAAGGAGGCCUGGACCCGGAGAUGGGCCCAGAGCGGCGCGCGCUCCAGCACCAAAGGCCGCCAGUCAGCAUCGUCGUGCCCAUAUUCCGCAGGGACUGUCACACUGAGGUAUACGCAGGUUCGCAUACGUACCCCGGCGAAGGAGUCUAUCUACUAAAAUUCGACAACACCUACAGCUUAUGGCGAUCGAAAACUCUUUACUACAAAGUAUACUACACGCAGUAAAAAAUAAAUUAUUUUAAUAGUACCAUGACAAAUUAUAAAAAGGAAAACGUUUAUAAAAGAUUGUUUAUAUUUUAUCAAGUUAUGAGACUUACCUACUCUAACUGCCAGUAUU
This is a messenger RNA of Cydia amplana, 1651 nucleotides long. RefSeq names its product Golgi resident protein GCP60. The transcript is spliced from 11 exons. Gene Ontology annotation, cellular component: Golgi membrane. Gene Ontology annotation, molecular function: fatty-acyl-CoA binding. Lineage: Eukaryota; Metazoa; Arthropoda; Insecta; Lepidoptera; Tortricidae. The coding region runs from base 82 to 1539 and encodes 485 amino acids. The record is from RefSeq and is a predicted model, not a curated record.